Oncorhynchus keta (chum salmon) is the source of this 2666-nucleotide messenger RNA. RefSeq names its product RNA polymerase II-associated factor 1 homolog. The coding region runs from base 330 to 1943 and encodes 537 amino acids. The transcript is spliced from 14 exons. Gene Ontology annotation, molecular function: RNA polymerase II complex binding; chromatin binding. Gene Ontology annotation, cellular component: Cdc73/Paf1 complex. Gene Ontology annotation, biological process: transcription elongation by RNA polymerase II. The record is from RefSeq and is a predicted model, not a curated record. Lineage: Eukaryota; Metazoa; Chordata; Actinopteri; Salmoniformes; Salmonidae.
AUACUGACCGGUUUAAGGUACAACUGCCUACCACAAAUCCACAUACGAUAUAUAGCAAAUACAUGACGGUAGAUCUACUGCGCAAUUUACAUUCAGGCCGCUCCGAAGCUACCCAUGAAAAUAUUAGGGGUCCUACUAGUAGUAAGAUGCCGCCAGCCAAGACAGAAAAGCAAAAAGAGCGCAAGCUCUGACUACUUUGGAGUAAAUAGCUAGGUAGUCAACGGAGGUUCUUAUUCUUUCAGGUAAAGUGUUUUAGUAAGGAGUUACUUGAUCGGUUGUCUGAAUUUACGUGAAGCUGUGUUUCCAGUCGUGAUCAUUAUUUUAAGAGAAUGGCUCCAACUAUACAGACACAAGCCCAGCGAGACUCAGACGGUCACAGGAGUUCAUCACACAGAACUGUUCCAGAGAGGUCCGGCGUGGUCUGUCGGGUAAAGUACUGCAAUAGCCUGCCUGACAUCCCAUUUGAUCCCAAAUUCAUCACAUAUCCAUUUGACCAGCACAGGUUUGUGCAGUACAAGGCUACAUCGUUAGAGAAGCAACACAAACAUGAGCUGCUGACUGAGCCUGACCUUGGCGUCACCAUCGACCUCAUUAACCCAGACACCUACCGUGUCGACCCCAGCAUUCUUCUUGAUCCAGCUGAUGAGAAGUUAUUGGAGGAAGACAUCACAGCUCCAUCCAGCUCGAAAAGAUCUCAGCAGCAUGCCAAGGUGGUCCCGUGGAUGAGGAAAACUGAGUACAUCUCUACAGAGUUCAACAGAUAUGGUGUCUCCAAUGAGAAAGUGGAAGUCAAGAUCGGUGUGUCUGUCAAACAGCAGUUCACAGAGGAGGAGAUAUACAAGGAUAGGGACAGCCAGAUUGCUGCUAUUGAAAAGACCUUUGAGGAUGCACAGAAACCGAUUGCCCAGCACUACAGUAAACCCAGAGUCACUCCUGUGGAGGUGAUGCCUGUGUUCCCUGACUUCAAGAUGUGGAUCAACCCGUGUGCUCAGGUAAUCUUCGACUCUGAUCCUGCGCCUAAAGACAUGUCAGCACCCCAGGGUGUGGAGAUGAUGUCACAGGCCAUGAUUAGAGGUAUGAUGGAUGAGGAAGGAAACCAGUUUGUGGCCUACUUCCUGCCCAAUGAGGAAACGAUUCGCAAGCGCAAGAGAGACGUGGAUGAGGAGCUGGACUACAUGCCUGAUGAUCUGUAUGACUAUAAAAUAGCCAGGGAGUACAAUUGGAACGUGAAGAACAAAGCCAGCAAGGGCUAUGAGGAGAACUACUUCUUUAUCUUCAGAGACGGAGAUGGAGUCUACUACAAUGAGCUGGAGACCAGAGUGAGGCUGAGUAAGAGGAGAGCUAAGGCUGGAGCCCAGUCUACUACAAACGCUGUGCUGGUGUGUAAGCACAGAGACAUGAACGACAAGGAGCUGGAAGCACAGGAUGCGCGUAAGGCUCAGCUAGAGAACCAUGAACCAGAGGAUGAAGAAGAGGACAUGGACUUGGGUAAACUGCAGGACUCUGGUGAUGAGAAGGAGAAAGGCAGCGAGAGUGAGGUAGACAACUCUGACAGUGACUCUGACAGGGAGGAUGAGGAUGGAAAGCGGAGUGGAGCUGAGAAUGAUGACGAGGAGGGAGCGAAACGGAGGAGGAAGGCCAGUGGUAGCGGCAGUGAGAGUGGCGAGGAGGAGGUCAAGCUGGCGGAUGAGGUGGAGAUCUUCGGUAGCGAUGACGACAGUGAUAACGAUGAUAACGAGCCCAAGAAUGGAGCAGCCCAGAGCAGUGGGGAGGAGGGCAGUGGGAGCGAGGAGGAGAAGAGGAGCCAUAGGGAGAGGAGUAGGAGUGGCAGCGUGUCUCCGGCCCACAGUAGCGGUAGUGACCACUCAGAGGGUGGCCGUGCCCAGAGCGGGAGUGGCAGUGAGCAGGCCUCAGAUUCCAGCGAUGGCAGUGACAGUGAAUAAGAGGCCUUACUGUGACAACGCUGGCACUCCAUGCCUUACCCCCGAGCUCCAGCCAGCCCAGUCUCACAAGUCCCACCCGCAGAACAGCCCUGUCUUUACAGAGGCCAGCAUCUCAUUCCUGUUGAGUGUUGGUCUGCUACUUUUUUUUAGGAGAGACACAAUCUCUAAGGGACUAACUACUACAAAUCUUUUGGGUACCUGUAAAUGCCAGUUACUCAAAUGUCAGACUUUUGCUCAUAGAUAUAGUUGGAGCCACUAUCUUAGUAGUUUUGUGUACAGGACAUGCUUCAUUGAAUACAAUUAUUUCCUACCAACAACAUAUUUAGUUUGUUCUUUUAAGCCUGGGUUUCUUUUCUUUUUUGUCUCACUCAAUAUGAGGCACUUAGUGGUGUGAAGCAGAUAAAAAUAAAAAAAAUACAUAAUUCUGUAGACUUUUCUUGUGCAUAAAUCUAUUAAAUGUUUUUUUUUUUUUGUCCUUGGCUUUUGAGGAUUCAAUACAUUAUAAAUGUAAUUGGAGCAGCCAAUAAAAUGUGGGCUAGUUUUGUAAGGAAAAGUUGUUUUUUAAAAUGUUUUUGAGUUAACUUUCAGAAGAACAUUUAUUUUUCUGCCCGUUUCUUGUUUCCCCCUCAAACGAUUACAAUGAACCUGUUUAAGUUCAGUUGUGACGGAAACUUCGUAACAUUUAGACAUUGUAAAUAAAUGGUAGUAGCUGACUUUACAACA